Funneliformis caledonium is the source of this 323-nucleotide messenger RNA. The record is from the annotation of a GenBank genome assembly. Lineage: Eukaryota; Fungi; Glomeromycota; Glomeromycetes; Glomerales; Glomeraceae.
AAGAAGUAGUACUUGAACGAAUAGGCCAUUUUGGUAAAUAUUUUCCAGAAUUAGUAUCAUUAAGUGAAUCUUUGGAGAAUUACUCUUUUUGUGAACGAUAUUAUAAUCAAAUUAUUGCUACUAAUCAUCUUCUUAAGCAUUUAAAAACAUUAGAUAUACCAAUUGUCAAUGAUAAACAAGCUGUCAGUGAAAUUAGGAUUCAAGUUUCUUUAUCACAUCCAGAUAUGAAUAUCCUUUUAUUACAAUUAUCUCAGAACAAAGCAGAUUUAUCUGCUUUUAGAUCUCAGUGGCUGCAAGAUAUUAAAUACAUAAAUGAAUGUUAG